AUGACUAAGGAAACUCACGUCUUCAAUAGACUUCAGGUCUCUUGUGCCCAGGUAAACCAGUGUUCGUACCUGAACUGGUACCCAUACUUUAAGCAACACGCCACUGAAGCUAAAGUGCUCAAACCCCUUCCCCAAGCGUUCCUAGAUUACCUAAGCGCAGACAGCAUUAGGCUUCCAACGUCUGCCAGCGUCCAGCGAAAUGAUGAAAACGAGUACAGUGAUUGGGAAGAUGAUGAAUCAAGCUAUAAUGGAAACCCUGUUGAACAUUUCCAAGAAUUCCAUGAAAAACUAAAAGAAACAGUUGAUGGCUAUGGCAGAGUGCUUGUUAAGACGAAUUGGACAGCUGGAAAGGAUGCUAAAUGGAUAUUGAUCAACAACUCAUUGCAGUGCACAUCUGUGAAUGAUGUAUAUUUGCUUCUUAAUGCUUCAGAUCAUAUUGCACACGAUCUUGACCGCCAUAUCUAUGACGACUGUGAAGACAAAGACGAAGGUCCCUAUAUUGAACCUGAAUUGGUUGUCAAGAAAUGGAUCAACGACUUUAACCCAGCAUUGGAAUUCAGAAUCUUCAUUAAGGAUAAGAAGAUUCUCGGGGUUUCUCAAAGAGACCCUGGCCAUUAUAUCUACUUGGAAGACUUGAUCCCUCAGUUGAAGGACGUGAUCCACGAUUUCCACGCUGAGGUGAUUUCCGGAUCAGCAUUCCCACUUCGUGAUUACAUCCUCGAUGUCUACGUUCCAAGGCCAUAUAAGAAGGUUUAUGUCAUUGACGUUAAUCCGUUUGUGAGAAAAUGGGACCUGCUUUUGUUUACAUGGCAUGAACUUCUCGAGAAGGACAAUGAUGGCAAAUUUGAAUUAAGGGUUAUUACGGAGACCAACAUGGGACAUUUGUCUCGGAAAGACAACAGUGAGAGUCAGGUGCCAAUUGAAGUUGUUGGUGCUGCCAACGACAGUCAAGCCAUGGUAGAGCUCGCCAGAGAGUGGUCUGCCUUGACCAGACAAGCCGAAGACGCUGAGACGUAA
Candidozyma haemuli is the source of this 1017-nucleotide messenger RNA. Its product is annotated as cell proliferation protein. Gene Ontology annotation, cellular component: cytoplasm. The transcript has a single exon. NCBI's taxonomy places the organism in Eukaryota, Fungi, Ascomycota, Pichiomycetes, Serinales, Metschnikowiaceae. Bases 1 to 1017 code for a protein of 338 amino acids. The record is from RefSeq and is a predicted model, not a curated record.